UCCCACCUUCCCAUAUGCCUCGUCGGUUGAGGUGGGAACGUCACCACUUUCAGAGACUGCUGACCCAUGCCUGCAAAGCAAGCAUGUCAGUGGAAGUGGCAGUAGGAGUGAGAGAUCCUAAUGCAAUGGAGUGUGUGUACAGCUAUCUACAUACCAGACUCAUUGGUAGUGAUGUAGAGGGAGGCAGGGAGAGAAGAUCCCAUGUCAGAUAUGGUGGAGAUGCUGCAGUUGCAGAGAAGAGUCCAGAC
Messenger RNA from Geodia barretti, 248 nucleotides. Lineage: Eukaryota; Metazoa; Porifera; Demospongiae; Tetractinellida; Geodiidae. The record is from the annotation of a GenBank genome assembly.